GCAUGAACCCAGCGAGGUCACAGCUGGUACUCAUCAAGGAAGGAUUUGCAGAACCAGAGCAAGGAAGGGAAUCUCUCCUCCUUUGAAAGGCAAACGUUUGAGUCAGAGGAGGCUCCCCUGCUUUGCCUUCUAGGUUGAGGUCGAGGCUCUGUCCUGGAGUUAAGGGCUCGAGGAGCAGGCAGUGAGUCUAAAAAGAGCAGGCAAAGAAGCAGACAACUUCAGAAACAGAGGCUGGCCAAUAUUGCUGCUGGAGCCAGCAAGGAUGAUAAAGGAAAGAGCAUCGACUUUCAAGGGGCAUCUAGACAGGGAGGAGAAGAACACAGAGCGGUGAAAGGGAGUUCUAACCACUUUUGCACAUCAGGAGGAACUGAGGCAAAGCCUUCCCAAGGACUGGGUGUUUGCAGUUGGCACUGCAACUAUGUGGAAGGUGAGCACCCCACACAUUUGGGCCUUUGGCUCCCUGCUGGCAGUCUUCUGGGCAGAGGGCAGCCAGAGGAGGGCAUCGGAGAGUGGUCUCCGUCGGCGCUCCCACCGCGUGCAGCAGGGGCGCUGCAGCUACACCUUCAUCCUGCCCGAGGCCGACCCUCUGCCCUGCCACCAGCAGCGCCCCGGAGACACCUUCAACCCCAACAUCCUGCAGCGGGAUUCGCCAGCCGGACCCUUGCUGAGAAGCGACGAGGAGGACCAGUCCACCCAGCGAUACCAGCAGCUCGAGCGAGUCUUGGAAAACAACACCCAGUGGCUGCUGAAGCUGGAGAGCUACAUCCAGAUGAACAUGAAGUCAGAAAUGGUGCAGAUCCAGCAGAACGUGGUGCACAACCAGACGGCCACCAUGCUGGAGAUCGGCACAAACCUCUUGAACCAAACAGCUGAACAGACCAGGAAACUCACAGAUGUGGAAGCCCAGGUAGGUUCCUGGGCAAAAAGGAGAUUCACUGUACUCAACCAAACGUCCCGCAUUGAGAUCCAACUCCUGGAGAACUCUCUGUCGACAAACAAGCUGGAGAAGCAACUCUUGAUGCAGACAAAUGAGAUCCAUAAACUCCAGAACCGAAACAGCCUGUUAGAAACACGAGUUCAGCAGAUGGAAACGAAGCACCUGAUGGAGCUGGAGGGGAUCCGGAAGGAGAAGGAGCAGCUGCAGGAACUGGUGAGCCGCCAAAGCGACACCAUUGAGGGCCUGGAGAUGUCCUUGCAGGCUGCCAACAGCAAUGCCAGUCUGCUCCAUCAUCAGCAAUUGCAGCUCCUGGAGUCUGUCCAGAAUUUGGUCCAGCUGGUCUCCCAAGGCAAAGUUCCUCCAAAGAAAGAGUCCCGGAUGUUUCAGGAUUGCAUGGAAAUCCUCCAAUCUGGUCUGAAUCGCAGUGGGGUCUAUACCCUCCAUAUCAACAAUAUGACUGAACCCAAAAAGACCUAUUGUGACAUGGAGACAGAUGGUGGCGGAUGGAUUGUGAUCCAACACAGAGUCAAUGGCAGCGUCAGUUUCCAAAAGAGCUGGAAAGAGUACAAACAGGGCUUUGGGGAUCCCGCAGGAGAAUACUGGCUGGGGAACGAAGCGGUCCAUCUCUUGACCAACCAGGCUGCCUUUUCUCUGAGGGUGGAUCUCCUGGACUGGGAGGGGCAUCACGCUUACGCCUCGUAUGAGAAGUUCCAGCUUGGAGGCGAGCGGCAACGGUACAGGCUUUUCUUGAAAGGCUACCGGGGCACGGCUGGGCAGCAGAGCGGCUUGCCCCUCCAAGGCACCGGCUUCAGCACUCGAGACGCAGACAAUGACAACUGUAUGUGCAAAUGUGCCCAGAUGCUGUCUGGGGGCUGGUGGUUUGAUGCCUGCGGCCUCUCAAACCUGAACGGCAUCUAUUACCCAGCCAGACACAACAUCCGGAAACUGAACGGGAUCCGAUGGCAUUACUUCCAGGGACCGGGAUAUUCACUGAAAAGCACGCGGAUGAUGAUCCGGCCUUUGAGCAGUCGCGAAGCCGUGUAGCGGAAGGCAGCUGGGACACCAUUUCUCUGGGCCAAUGAUGGAUAACGAAGGGUCUUCAGUCCUAGACUUGUGGUAACGGAGCAAUGGCAGACUUUCUGGAAAUGAUGUCCCUUAUGAAAAGUGAUCAGGAAUUCACCAAAGUUACGAGCAGCAAAUCUUGCCUUUCUGAUAACGAAUGGAAGCUUUCAGAGGGAUCUUAGGAUACCGAUGAAAAGAAGAGGAGACUCUUGCAUGUGAUAAUGCUUGUCCUAUGGGGAAAUAUAUGUCAUUUUUAGUCAUAUAGUUGGACUUCUCCUCAAGUUUGGAGGGUGUUUGUUCGGAUUUUAAAUCAUGUACAUUGUGCUGAAUUCCAUGUACCAUCACUGCCCCAUAUGGAAACCUUAUAGUGUAUGCUACAUCCUUUUUGGCACAUGAAAUAUGCUAUUGUAUGCUCAAGAACAUGUGUUUGUUGGCAAACAUGGACAAGGCCGGAAAGUGUUGGAUAUUCUGAAUGGUUGUACUACAGGUUAGUGCAUCCAUUUGGCUGGCAUCGACAUUUAUUCUUUGCCCUAAAAGAGCCAAACUGCUUGCCAUUUCCCUAUUACUGGCCAGUGGCCAUUGUUCCAAGGACUUAACUCAUUUGUAGUCAUGGACUGGUAAAGAAGCCAUUUCGAGGCUGGUGUAAAAUAGUAGCAAUUGUCUGUGAAGUUCCUAGUUUGCAUUCUGCUUUUAAUAGAGAAGGGCAAAGAGAAGUAAAGUUUUCUUCCUGUUGUC
Molecule: messenger RNA, 2734 nt
Organism: Anolis carolinensis (green anole)
Lineage: Eukaryota; Metazoa; Chordata; Lepidosauria; Squamata; Anolidae
Gene: angpt4
Product: angiopoietin 4
Exons: 10
Coding region: 419-1981 (520 amino acids)
Biological process (GO): signal transduction
Molecular function (GO): receptor tyrosine kinase binding
Source: RefSeq, a predicted model, not a curated record